AUGACCUAACAAAAAUAAUUAUUAUUCAAAAUGAAUUUAUCAAACCAGAAUUCCAUUUUUACCUUAAAAGCAAUCAAUUUGAAAGGAUAAAUUAUAGAAAAAGAAUUUGAAUAAUGGGAUUAAACCAAGUGUAGAUUUCAUAAAAUAAACAUUGAAAUCAAGUUUACUUAAAAUAAUUAAAUCAUCUAUUCAAAAAAUGAAGAAAUAUUGAGAAUGUAAAUUUAAAUUAAAAUUUAAACAAAGAGUAAAAGUACAUGAAGUUUUUGAGAAUCAAUAAUUAUUUAAUAAUGUGGAUUAAAUCCACUAUCUUUCAUGGUAAGGUUAAUAUGAUUAAAACGAAAAGAAAGAAGGUAAAUGGGUGGCUUUUUGGAAUAAAAAUAUAUUAAAGAAUAUUGGAGGAUACUUCAAUAAUGGAUAAAAGCGAGGGUAAUGGAGAGAUUUAUUUUUAAAUUAUUGUGAGUAAGUAAUUAUUAUUUUAACUUAUGAAUAGUUAAUCAAAAGUUAUUGAAACUGGAGUAUAUUAUAAGAAUCUUCGAAUAGGUAUAUGGAAUUAUAUUUUUAAAGAUAUGAAAAUGUAAUAAGUUUAUUAAAUUCUUAGAAAUGGUGGGUUAUACAAUGAUGAUGGUUAUAAGUAAGGUAAGUGGAUUGUGUUGGAUGAAAGGUUUUUUAAUUAUAAAUAAGUCACUUAGAAUGGUGAAUACAAUAUUUAUGGUAUGAAAGUUGGUAGAUGGGAUAUUAUGUAUAAAUAUGUUGACAAAUAUGGAAUAAAGAGGGAAUAUAAGUAAAUGUAAGUAUUAUAUAAUUAUAAGGAAUACAAUUAUUAAUUUAUGUGCAUAUUAUUAGUGGUGGAGGAACAUAUGGUUAGAAAGGAAACUAAAUAAAGAUUGGAAAGUGGAUAGAAUUAGAUGAAGAGUUUACAUUUGACAAAUAAGUUAUUUAUAGAGGCGAAUAUAAUGAAUAUGGAAGGAAAGUGGGUAGAUGGGACAUUAUGUUUUGUAAAUAUGGUGUGACUUAAGAUCAAUAAAUGUAAAUAUAUUAAAAGUAUAAGAUAUAAUCAAUUAUAUGUGUUUUAGUGGAGGUGGUAUAUAUGAUUUGGAAGGAAAUUAGAAAAAGAUAGGAAAGUGGAUAGAAUUGGAUGAAGGUUAUUCUUUAGGUUUUGUAGAUUCAAAAGAAGUAACUUAUAAAGGUGAAUACAAUAUGAAUGGAA
Messenger RNA from Paramecium sonneborni, 1207 nucleotides. The record is from the annotation of a GenBank genome assembly. Lineage: Eukaryota; Ciliophora; Oligohymenophorea; Peniculida; Parameciidae.